AUUAAAAUCCUGCAUAAAUCUCUAAAAUUAAAUCUUUGGUCUGUGUUCGAAUGUGUCCAGGAACGAUUUGGGAUGUUUUUUUGGAAACUGAACUAACCAUGGCUUCACUUGUUUUCGCUGCGUUUAACUGGAGUGGUGUUGUUUGCUCUCAAACAGAGGAAAACUGUAAAACAGACCACAGGCAAACAUACACAGAAACAGCGGGGCGAAGCGGCUCAGAGAACAAAACGAGUAAAUCUGAGGGUAAGGAAGGAGAUCUUUUAUGCCAUUAUUUUAAGCUACUAAUCAGUUUAACUUCCAAUCUAGGACAACAAAGACGUCUGCUUGUUUAAAAACCUAUCUAUAGAAUCCCAGAAAGAGGUAGAAAUGUUUUUCAGGUUUUAUUGCACUAACUACCCCAAAUCAAUUAAUUAUUAUAGAACACGAAGAUAAAUAUAAAGUAGUCACAUUUAAGGUGCUAACAUGAUUGAUUUCUUUGUCGUUUUCUUUGAAAACUGGGCAAUUCAUGUGUCUUAAUAACUGAUAAGAUUGAUUAGGAUGGAUUCUUUGAGCUUCAGUGCAGUCUUUUUAUCCUUGCAAAUUCCUGAAAUGACAGAAGGAAAAUCUACCGCUAGCUUGUCCUGAUCCCAAGUCUCUGGACAUAGAUCAAUCAAUCUAUAAAGACCAACAAACUUUUUCCAACGACCAUAUAUAUCGUGUAUUGUGAGGGAGAUUUAACCUUCAACAAAGGCACUUAAAACAUCCAAUACUUGCAAAAAGGUUGAAAUUGGUAUCCAUCAAGACGAGGCGUAAACAUCUACUUUCUACUCUGCAGUUACAGGGAAUAACAAGUUUCUGAAAACAAUUGUGCGUUAUCAUCUGCAUCAUGUAAUACUUUUUUUUCAUUAGGUCCUAUGGGGAUAUUGGAAUUUUAUGUUCGACACUUUUUUAUUCUGCUGUUGCAAUGCCUGGCACCAGUGUCCCAUGCCUAGAAAGCACUGUUGAAACUAAAAUAGAGAGGGAGGGAGGAUUCCUCCACACACAGCUCCAGGGUGGUGAAAAGGUUAAGCCAGCCCCCUCUCUGCUGCUCCCCCCUCCGGCCUGCAGCUCAUCAUCAGUCCAGCACUGCUUGCCUUCACAGCAGCAGCUCGUCUUUACGCACAGACGUGGACAGAUCCGAACUUUACACUACAUUUGGUCGUCUUUCUCCUGUGUCCUUUAACAUCUUAUACGCUCCAAAUGAAAAUCAACAUUUGCAACAGCGGACGCAUGGAGAUCUAACUUUGCUCCAUUUUCUUUUUCUUUUUUUGUUUUUGUUGCCCAAGUCCGUGGAAGUUGUUGUUGUUGUUGUUACUGUUUUGCUGUUCCCUUGGUUUUUUCAUUCUCUUUAUGGUCUGCUAAUGCGUCGGGAAUGCCAUGGCCACUCCGAGCGCACAGCAGCAGCACCAGGAUUAUUACAGAUCGGUGAGCAGCGAGUCCACCACGUACAUGAUGGUCCCGGCCGGCGGACCGAGCGGCACGGCGCGCCGGGAAGCGCCGUCCAAGAUGUGGGUGGCGAUGGUGGUGAUAGUGGUGGUGGUGCUGCAGAUCGCCUCCACAACGGGGCUCUUUCUCUACCUGAACAUGUCCAUAUCGCAGGUGCGUAGUCAGGGGGUCACGGAGGAGCUGAAGUGUCUGAGUUUACUGAACGCUCUGGACAAAGACCAGGACAUCCCAGACCAGCUGGCCCAGCUCUUCGGAGAGCCCUGCAUCAAAUUGGCCGAAGGCAUCAAAGCUUACAUCUCCAAGGUGACGGAGAACAUCAUCUCCAAACAAACCUUCAUAGAAGCAAGAACGAUGCCUCGCACGUUCAACAACUCGGGGUCAAAGUUCAUGACCUCGGUGGCGCAGAGGCCGUCGGCCCACUUGACCCUCCGAGAUACGGGCUCUCAAGGGAUCCCUCCCCACCAGACCCCCACGCCGGGUCUCCACCAGUCCUGUCGCCAUGUGGUCCGUUCGUGGGCCAAUCAGAGCUUUGGAGCUCAUCUGCACAACAUGACGCUAAACAAUGGGAAGCUGCGAGUGCCCCAGGAUGGGCGGUACUACCUGUACUCACAGGUGUAUUUCCGUUAUCCGUCUCCAGCAGCCAGUGAUGGAGACCAGCGCAGCGUCAGCCACCAGCUGGUGCAGUGUGUCUACAAGAAAACGUCCUACCCGAGCCCCAUACAGCUCUUAAAGGGCGUGGGAACAAAGUGCUGGGCUCCAGACGCCGAGUACGCCCUCCACUCCGUCUACCAGGGAGGACUGUUCGAGCUGCGGGCCGGCGACGAGCUCUUCGUCUCCGUCUCUUCACCGACCAUGGUCAACGCAGACGAUUCCUCCAGCUACUUUGGUGCCUUCCGCUUGGACCUCUGAAAGGAAAGGGUUGGAAAGAAAAAUGGAAAAGAUGGGACAAUGAAUGGAUAGAUGAUUGGACUAGAGACUCUUGAAUGUCCAUAGAUUGGAAAAAAAGGGUCAUUUGGAGAGAGAUGUUGGAUUUUUCAUCCUUGACAUUCGCUUGGACGGACACAUUGAAAGAUGGAUGGAUUGGGUUUGAAGGCUUCCCUUUCGUAAAAGCAGCAAAAUGACGGGAAGAAAGGGAAAAGAAACAAUGGAUUUGUCUUCUUUACUUUCCGUUAAGUUAAACCCAACCAUCAAGAACAAGAUAACGAAAGACUCAUGUGCAAUCCCUCGAAAGUCAAUGUGAGGGUUUCCAUUAUCUGAUGACUCUUAGGGAAGGAAAUCACUUAGGUAAAGAAGUAAACCACAUCAAACUUUAUAAACCUUCAAGUCUCUUUGUAAGACGAGAAUCGGCCAAAAAUUAGGCCACCCACGCUGCCCUUUACCAAAAUCCAAACGUAAAUCUCAGCGUAUCUCUCACAUUAACAGCCUUUUUACCGGGAAGCAAUCGGACCCUUCAGAUUCGGAUUCUAGACGGAAGAAUGUAAACACAAUAAAAACUCGAUCCUGUGCAUCGAAGAUGUGAGGAAGGACUGUGGACUUGUAAAGGAAGAAAAUCAAACCAAACCAAAGCAAAAGAAAAUGAGUUUUUUUUUUAAGCGUGCCAUGAGAAUACUGUAUAUAUUAACGGCUAUGAAUGAAAUUUGGAAGAUGAACCGUGCUGAUUUAAAGUGAUUCAUAUGUAUUUUACUUUUGACUGAACUUAAAACCACUUGGACUCUGCUGAGGACUUUCUGUGCAACACUAGAACUGUGGAUUUUACGCAAGGACAUUUUUUUAAGGGACGGAAAUGUUUGCUGAGCAUUGUAAAAAAGACUGUGAGAAGCAGCAAACAGUGCCUUUGGAAGAAAUGACUCUGCAAAGAAAAGGAGGAGUUCAAAUGAAUCCUGUAAAUGUCAAUAAGGACGAGCCCAGCACGAGAGAGGAAGAGGCCGAGAGGAGAAUGCAGCUCGACAAGUCUCUGUUGCUGCUCUCUCUUUCACUUUCCACCGCCAUCUUUGUCUUUCUUUUCAUGUCAAGAACCUUGUCUUUCUCGUCCGGCUGGUGAAGCUGCAUUCAGUUUUUUUUGUUUUAAAGAUCAAACAACCCCGAGGUCAGAACAAAAGUCGUUCAAAUCAAAACAAGGUGACAGAUACGCGUGCAAAAAAAAAAGGCUUGCUGCUAAAAACAGAAAACAACCUUCACAGAGCGUUGUUUAUGUGAUUGUUUCGAUCAAACAGAAAAGGUUUCAUUUGAAGUCUAAGUUCUGAAAGAAUUCAUCCAGAGCAAAGAAAUAUAACCACUUAAAUGCUGUUUGAAGAAUUAGGUAUCCCAAAAAAAGUCGAGACUAUCAGCAUCAAGAUUGAUUUUUCUAAUUUUUUAAGCCUGAAACUGCUGCCAGGGGGUAGGUGUCAGACUACGAGAUACUGUAAACAGCAUGCUGCGGAAACAACUUUUUAUAUAUAUUUUUUUUUUUACAUUUUCCACUGCAAAAAAAUCCUCAGUAAGUGACAUGUUUGACUGUUCAGAGUAGGCAGGAUUGUUAAAAACACAACUUACACAUUUACAGGACAAAUUAGCAAAGAGAUAAGAGGAACAGCUUUGUCCACAGGGGGCGCCAAAAUCAGUUCAAACAACAGUUUCACACAGGAGCUUUAAAGUCAAAAAAAAAAAAAGUUAACUAAAGUAAGAUAUGGAAAAUAUGAGGGGAUGGACUGAAAUUGGAGAAGAUUUAACUUAUUCUAGCAUAGAAACUAAAACUUCAUUUAAAAAACGCUGUGUAGGGUGUAAACUAGCAGGUAUCAUUUUCAUAAUUAGUUUAUUUUUUGUGAAACAAAUGUCAUCACUUUCUGCAUUAACAACCUUGUUUCUGAAGUGUUUACUAUUGACAAUGUGUACAAUAGGAUACGCCAAUCAUUGCUUUAGUUGUUUUAAUUUACAUAUUACACUUUCUCCCCCAACUAUUAUGAACAGUUUGACAUUUUUCCCGCCAAGAAUAAGAUGUGGAAUUGAAAUCCAUUGUUGUGUCUUUCUUCAAAUUUUAAGGCUUAAGUCAGGAGUCGGUUUAACCUCGAGGAUUAUUCUACCACUUUUGGCCUUGUUUCCACUCUUAAUGCUAAGCUAGGCUAAAUCAUCAAUGGACGGUUUGUCUAAUACUUGGAUAUCAAGCAUAUGAACGGAUUUCCAGGAAUGAAAAAACUACUCUUAGUAUAUGUAAACCCUAGCCACUGGCAAUGAGAUUUGUUCAAACAUUGUAGUUCAGUUAGCCAACCAGAUUCAAGAAAAACAUUUGUACUAAAACUGUUUAUAAAGAUGGUCACGUCCAAAAUGGCCGCUCGUAUUCUGGGAAACAAACAUGUUUUCCAAACUCUGAAACAAUAUUUCACCUGGUAACGCACCUGGAGACACACCAACUAUGGAACAUUUUGAGUCUCUAAGUCGAAGCUUGGACAAGAGACAGAUGCACAUAAAGAAAGAUUUUGGCGGAGUGAGCGGGGAUAUUCACAGAUAUAAACUAUGCACAGAACAGCACAAACUCAACCCCUACAUGCCUCCAUAGCACGCACAUGUACAAAAACGGGAUACGCACAUCAGCUCACACCACAUCACGGCUUCUCUGCAGACACACACAUCAUCCACCGUCACAUCCAGUGUAAAGACACAAACACUCUCUUGACACACACUAAUUUAUCUGCAGUGUCUAGCCUCCCUAAGCUGUCUGGUUGUUGUCAGUGAUCAGUCGAAGGCAUGCAGGGAGUGUGUGUGUGUGUGUGUGUGUGUGUGUGUGUGUUAGUGAACUUACAGGGCAUGUUUGUUCAAAGGGCUUGGUUCACAUGGACAAUUCAUAAAACAAGGUCAAACAUGCACAAACAUUUUUAACCUGGUGACAUCCAGGUUAAAUCAUCAUUAUGGCACUGUGGUUCACCUUUACCUGUGUAUAUACUGUGCAAAAACAUCAACCAAUCCUGUGUAUUUUUGUGUGCAAAGAACUUAAUUGAAAUUAAGUUUCAUUUUGUGUUUGAUUGCUGUUUUAGCAGCUUUUUUUCACUGGUUGGCAUGCACCCUGUCACGUUUCUUCUUGGCUUUCUCGCAGCCCAACAUCUCAUAAUCUCCCUCUGUUGAACUUAAAUUGGUUUAUUAUCCAUGGUGAACUUCAACAAAUCAUACGUUUUUCCUUCUUGCACUCCAAGCCAAAACAAAGAGUUCAUUGGAAGCGGUCCAGUGUUGAUGAUAAUGCAACAUACACACGACAACAGCAUAAAUCCCCGGGCCCCAGCUGGGAAAACUUCUGCAUUGAAUGUGUCUGAGAUGUGUUUGUACUGGACUGUUUUGUAGCUGUGAACAUGUGUAGCAUAUUGUUGCUAAGAAAAUAAACAAAUAUUUGAACAUUC
Messenger RNA from Labrus mixtus (cuckoo wrasse), 5828 nucleotides. It is a transcript of the gene tnfsf10l, whose product is annotated as TNF superfamily member 10, like. Gene Ontology annotation, biological process: immune response. Gene Ontology annotation, molecular function: tumor necrosis factor receptor binding. The transcript has 7 exons. The record is from RefSeq and is a predicted model, not a curated record. NCBI's taxonomy places the organism in Eukaryota, Metazoa, Chordata, Actinopteri, Labriformes, Labridae. The coding region runs from base 1396 to 2373 and encodes 325 amino acids. Gene Ontology annotation, cellular component: membrane.